AGCUUUGACAGCUAAUUGUGUGAAAUGACAUGUUUGAAAACAACCCCUAUUUUAGCUACCGGCAGAGCAAAAAAAUAUUAUAAAUCCCGCUAAAUGCAGAAUUAUAACAAAGACUUGUGAUAAGUGAACGCAUAAGUGUAAAACUAUGUCACCACCGGAGGAAAAAAAGGUGGCAAAGGUCGUUGUUUUGGGUGAUAUCGGCCGGAGUCCACGUAUGCAAUAUCAUGCGUUAUCGCUCGCAAAUAAUGGACUAAAAGUAAAUAUGAUUGGUUAUUUAGAGACGGCUCCUCUUAUUGAAAUAUUGCAACACCCUCAAAUAACUAUAACGAAGCUUUAUCCGUUCGACUUUAACCCAUUACCUAGACUGCUAAGAUAUAUGGCCAAAGCUAUUUGGCAGACUCUGAGUUUGCUCUGUACACUGUUUAUAACAGGCAAAUGUAAUUAUUUGCUAUGUCAGAACCCUCCAGCGAUCCCUACAUUACCAGUGUGUAGGUUCUAUUGUUUAGUUAGUAGAGCUAAGUUUAUUAUAGACUGGCACAACUAUGCAUAUUCUAUCAUGGCCAUGUCUCUAUCUAUGGAUCAUUUAUUAGUUAAAAUAGCAAAGCACAUAGAGAGGUUUUUUGGUGAAGCUGCAGACCAUAAUUUGUGUGUUACAUACUCAAUGAAAGAGGACCUAUUGACACAUUGGAAUGUUCGACAGGCCACAGUUCUUUACGACAGACCCCCUAAAAUAUUUCGCCCACUAUCUAUAGAGGAGAAACAUGAAUGGUUCUUGAAGCUCAGUCAAGAGUAUCCUACAUUUGCAUACCAUGGCCGGGAACAGCUGAACCAGUCUGCAGGAGAGAAUACCGGAACAGCAUUGACUCAUGUAGUAAACAAUCAGAUAGAACUGAGACCUGAUAGGCCUGGGAUCCUGUUCAGUAGCACUAGCUGGACUCCAGAUGAAGACUUUAGCAUAUUACUUGAUGCCCUACAGGUUUAUGAAACUAUGAAUAACUCUCUCUCAGAGGGUGAAUCGUCCAGCCUUCCAAAGUUAAUAUGUGUCAUAACUGGCAAAGGUCCUAUGAAACAGCAAUAUCUCGAGAAAAUCGAAAAAAGAAAGUGGAAACACAUCAGUGUGAUCACACCAUGGCUGGAGGCUGCAGAUUACCCGAAAAUGGUGGCUAGUGCAGAUCUUGGUGUUUGUCUGCACACCAGCUCCUCAGGACUGGACCUCCCAAUGAAGAUUGUGGAUAUGUUUGGAGCUGGUCUACCUGUUUGUGCUUUUGAUUUCCUCUGCCUCGAUGAGCUUGUCGAAAAUGGCGUCAACGGCUACACCUUCAAAUCAAGCGAAGAACUCGCCAAGGAUAUUAUAGGCUGGUUCCAGGGUUUCCCUAACAAUGAGAAACAGAACAAGAUAGCAGAGAGAAUGAGACAGGAGAUAGCCACAUUCCGGGAGACCAGGUGGGAAGAUAACUGGGACCUACGAGUGAAGAAAUACUUUUCCUCCUGAAUAACUGAGUUUGUAUGAUGAGGGACCAAUAUGUAAAGUUAUGAAAUUGAUUUGGGAGUUUGGACCCAGGUUAUUCAAUCAAGGGCUGUUAUAAUCUUAUAAUAUAAAACAUUGUGUGUUGUGAUGACUCCUAAUUGAAGUUAUUGUGAUUUUGGAAAUUCCAACAGCCAUGUAUGGAAUAAAUUGUUAUUGAAUUAUUAUUGUAUCAUGAGUUCAUAAUAUUUUUGUUGCAUUUUUAGGCAUGUAAGUGUAAUAACUGAAUUAUUGCCUUCUAGUAUUUUUUCUUUUAUGUUGUAACUGUUGGUGCUAAAACCUUAAGUUUAAUUUACAGAUCAAGAAUAUAUAAUGUAAUAAUCAUGUGAAUUGUUUCAAUUAUGGAGAGAUGCUCCCUUUGCAUUUAUUAUGAAAUGCAUUUGAAACUUGUGCAAUAUGUCCACAGUAGCUUUCUGUCCAAGAGAUACAGGGGUAUGUUUGGAAAGUAUUCACAUUAAAAUGCAUGGUACAUAUUAAUGUGUAUGCUUUAUACUUCUCUUUAAUAAACAAACAUGACUGUG
Messenger RNA from Trichoplusia ni (cabbage looper), 2046 nucleotides. It is a transcript of the gene Alg1, whose product is annotated as chitobiosyldiphosphodolichol beta-mannosyltransferase. The transcript is spliced from 4 exons. Gene Ontology annotation, cellular component: endoplasmic reticulum. Lineage: Eukaryota; Metazoa; Arthropoda; Insecta; Lepidoptera; Noctuidae. Gene Ontology annotation, molecular function: mannosyltransferase activity. Bases 146 to 1492 code for a protein of 448 amino acids. The record is from RefSeq and is a predicted model, not a curated record.